AUGGCUGUGGUAUACAAGUCGGGGGACCACCACGCCCCGGGCGAGGAAGACUGCGAGGGGUGCCGCAAGAUACACCAGGACCUGGUUGAGCUAUCGGUUGGCUCCGAAUCUUCCGAGGAGUACGAAGAUGAAGACACAAUGCCGUCCGCCAUCGCGGCUUCCGACCUAUCCACGAACCUCAGCGACACAGACGACUACUCCCAGGUCGCCCCCGAACUCCUUCACAACCUCAAGCACGACAGCUCCGUUCUCGCUCUCGCUGUCAGCGCCGAGAGCGAACGCAUAUACGCCGGUACCCAAGAUGGAGAGAUUGUCGUGUGGUCCCUGGCCACUUUCCACCAGGAACGCAUCGUCCAGGCCCACAAGCGCAGCGUGCUGAGCCUGUUCCUGACGCCCGACGGCUCCAUGCUGUUUUCGAGCGCCGGAGACCCUCUCAUUAACGUCUGGUGCCCCAAGACGAUGAAGCGGCUCUACGAGAUUUACAGCACCUACGAUGUCGGCGACAUUUUCUCCGUGGCCUACAGUGCUCAGCAUGAGACGGUGUACGUCGGCGCGCAGAACACAUCGAUACAAUGGGUCAGCCUGACCGAUCCGAAUAACCGUACCACCCACGACUCUUCACAACAUCCCGACCGUCGGAAUCAUAGGUUCUUCGACUCGCGAGCUGUUGGAGGAACGACGACGCCGCGCCGUAACGACGAGAGGUGGACCUUGAUCCCGCGGUCUGAAAAGGUGGUGGAAAUUCAUCCAGGGGCUCUGCAGAUGUUUGCCCACUACGGCUACGUCUACUCGAUGCUCAUGGCCAAGGGUCCGACUGUGCUUGUGGAACCUGACGAAGAGGUGCUCAUCUCAGGCGGCGGAGACGGUACCAUCAAGUUGUGGAAGCUUGGCGCUGAGGGAGAUGAUCAGGCUGCGAAAAACGACCGCGAACCCGGCCUUCAGGAGCUAAUGUCACUGGGGGCCGACGAUGCGGAAUCAGUCAUGUCCCUUGCGAUUGACGGUUCAUUCCUGUAUGCUGGAAAGCUGCAGGGAGUCAUCGAGCUGUGGGACCUGGACACCAAGUCGAAGUUGCGAGUGAUCAAGGGUCACAGGGGUGAUGUGAUGACACUACAGAUGGGCUGGGGCUACCUCCUGAGCGCUUCUCGCUCGGGUUCUGCAAGUAAACACACUACUGUCCACUACGGCAAGUACCAGGACAAGCAGGUUGCGAAUAUUAGCCAAAAGUACCAGUGCGUAGCGCGCUGGAAGGCUCACGAGGGCAAGGUUCUUUCAUCAGCGGUGACAACAUACAACAACAGACAGUACUACAUCACCGGCGCCAACGACGACGAUGUUGCCAUCUGGCGCAUUGACUGCUCAUCUUAUGAGGAUCAACAAAAUGAGGUGGAGGAAGCCAACGACGUUAUGAUUAAGACGCUUGGAGAGUUUGUGUCCUACCGCACAGUAUCAUCACGUCCAGAAUUCGCAGAGGACUGCCGGAGAGGCGCAACAUUUCUCGGAUCCUUGUUCAAGCGGCUUGGUGGUCACGUCGAGAUGCUGAGCACGGAGAGCAGCCCCCACAACCCAGUUGUUCUCGCCAAAUUUGAUGGUGUUCUAGAGCCGGCCGAGAAGCGCAAAAAGAUACUCUUCUACGGCCACUACGAUGUCGUCCCGGCAGAUACUAAGAAGGGCAAGUGGGGGACGGACCCGUUCCAAAUGAAGGGUGUCAACGGAUAUCUCUACGGUAGAGGUGUCAGUGACAACAAGGGCCCUAUCAUGGCUGCGUUGUUUGCCGUGACGGAUUUGCUGCAAGCCAAGAAGCUUGCCAACGACGUGGUCUUCCUGAUUGAGGGAGAGGAAGAAUCGGCAUCUCGCGGGUUCAGGGAGAUUGUUCGGAAGAACAAGGACCUGAUCGGCGACGUCGACUACAUCCUGCUUGCCAACAGUUACUGGCUCGACGAUGAGGUACCCUGCCUGACCUACGGUUUGCGCGGCGUUCUGCACGCCACCGUUUGCGUCGAUUCACAUCUGCCCGAUCAGCAUUCCGGUGUAGACGGCUCGUACAUGAACGACGAGCCACUGUCCGAUCUGACAUCUACGCUCUCGAAGCUGAAGGGCCCCGGCAACAAGGUGCUCAUCCCCGGCUUUUACGACGACAUCCUCCCUGUCACCGCCGAGGAGGAGACGAGAUACGACGACAUCGCAUCGACGCUCAUGCGACAAAACCCGGAAAAGGGGCCCGCCGACAAGCUCAAGGCCGCGUUGAUGGCCCGGUGGAGGGAGCCCAACUUGACGAUCCACCGGUACAAAGUAUCAGGACCAGAUGGCAGCCUGGUCAGCAGCCACGCGAGUGCUAACAUCAGCUUGCGUCUGGUGCCAGGCCAGGAGGUCAACGACGUCAUUGCUUCGCUGGGCACGUACCUCGAGAGCGAGUUCGCGCAGCUUGAGUCCAAGAACUCGCUGACCAUCAAGAUUGAUAACAAGGCCGAGCCGUGGCUGGGCGAUCCCACCAACGCCAUCUUCCAGACGCUCGAGGAGGCCAUUAUGCAGUCCUGGUCGUCCGUAUUUGAAGGCGGAGGAGAUUCUGCGGGUGCAAGUGACAACGCCGGCGGGCCCGCAGCUGAGACGGACCAAACGAAGGCGCAGAAGCCCAAGAAGCCCCUGUACAUUCGUGAGGGCGGCUCGAUUCCCGCGAUCCGUUUCCUCGAGAAGGAGUUUGGCGCCCCGGCCGCCCACUUGCCCUGCGGACAGUCGUCGGAUUCAGCUCAUUUGGACAAUGAGAGGUUGAGGGUCCUGAACCUUCUGAAGAGCCGGGAGAUUAUCGGAUCCGUGUUUGCCCGUUUGUAA
This is a messenger RNA of Colletotrichum orchidophilum, 2826 nucleotides long. RefSeq names its product WD repeat domain-containing protein. Gene Ontology annotation, biological process: proteolysis; glutathione catabolic process. The transcript has 3 exons. The record is from RefSeq and is a predicted model, not a curated record. NCBI's taxonomy places the organism in Eukaryota, Fungi, Ascomycota, Sordariomycetes, Glomerellales, Glomerellaceae. Gene Ontology annotation, molecular function: protein binding; peptidase activity. The coding region runs from base 1 to 2826 and encodes 941 amino acids.